AUGUCAAAUGGAUCAAUGGUCACCGUUGGAAAUGGACAAAGUCUGUCCGAUUUAUUUCAUAAAUUUGUUCGAAUGACUGUUAAAACAGAUGAUCGAGAAGGGCGCUUUAAAAAACAUCAUUCUGUUUCAAAAAGUCAACAAAGAUCAGUUUAUAAUUCACCUAACUCGCAACGAACUCGGCGUUUAGUUGUUCAAGCAACUUCUCGAGUACCACCACGGCAUUAUAAACGUACUUCUACUGUUGCUUAUUAUAAUGUUUCACCGAUCACAACUGAAAAUAAUAGUUAUGUUUAUACUGAUGAUGAAGAACAAGAUAGUUAUUAUUCAUAUUAUGUAAGAUUUAUCGAUUUAUUUCUCCUAAACUUCUGUCUGUAUGAGUUUUAUUAUAUCAUUAAAAUUAAAUUAAAAUGA
This is a messenger RNA of Rotaria socialis, 411 nucleotides long. The record is from the annotation of a GenBank genome assembly. NCBI's taxonomy places the organism in Eukaryota, Metazoa, Rotifera, Eurotatoria, Philodinida, Philodinidae.